This is a messenger RNA of Raphanus sativus (radish), 2238 nucleotides long. Its product is annotated as subtilisin-like protease SBT3.17. The record is from RefSeq and is a predicted model, not a curated record. Bases 1 to 2238 code for a protein of 745 amino acids. Lineage: Eukaryota; Viridiplantae; Streptophyta; Magnoliopsida; Brassicales; Brassicaceae. Gene Ontology annotation, biological process: proteolysis. Gene Ontology annotation, molecular function: serine-type endopeptidase activity. The transcript is spliced from 8 exons.
AUGGCGUGUCCUCUGGUCAUCACUCUCGUGCUAAUCCUGAACGGAGUGUUUAUCACUGUGGCACAAGUCAAUGGCUUGAACAAGGUUCAUAUUGUCCAUUUGGGAGCAAGGCAACAUGAUGCCCCUGAGCUAGUUACUAAAUCACAUUACCAAAUUCUGGAACCAAUUUUUGGAAGCAAAGAAGCUGCCCAGAAAUCUAUAGUAUACAGUUACAGGCAUGGUUUCUCCGGGUUUGCAGCAAAACUUACCGCUUCCCAAGCAAAGAACCUUUCAGCGCUUCCCGAGGUUCUUUGUGUUAUACCAAGUCGAACACUGAGGUUGAAAACAACCAGAACAUUCGAUUACUUGGGACUUCUGCCUAGUUCUCCAAAAGGUCUUCUCCAUGAUACCCGUUUGGGAAGUGAAGCUAUUAUUGGCAUCAUAGACUCGGGGAUAUGGCCAGAGUCAGAGUCAUUCAAGGACACAGGUCUAGGACCCAUCCCGACACGUUGGAAAGGAAAAUGUGUGUCCGGGGAUGGAUUUGACGCCAACAAACAUUGCAAUAAGAAGCUUAUAGGGGCUGAGUUUUAUGUUGACAGUCUUGUUCAAGAGACGAAUGGACGAUUUGAUUUCCAUGAUGAAAGCGAGUAUAGGUCCGCAAGAGAUGGUUCAGGCCAUGGCACACACGUGUCCGCGAUAGCAGCUGGUUCUUUUGUGGCAAACGCAAGCUACAAAGGACUUGGUGGGGGAGGCGCUAGAGGCGCGGGUCCCCAUGCACGUAUAGCUAUGUACAAGACCUGCUGGGGAAAACUUGGAUGUCUUACACCUGAUGUACUCAAAGCAAUCGAUCAUAGCAUACGUGAUGGCGUUGAUGUUAUAUCGAUUUCGAUCGGUAACGAUGCACCUGCCGGUUUCGAAAUUGAUACGAGCGAUAUAGCAUUUGGUUCAUUCCAGGCGGUGAUGAAAGGCAUUCCCGUUGUCUGCGCUGCUGGAAACGAGGGACCGAACGCUCUCACUGCUGAUAAUGUUGCUCCAUGGAUCAUAACCGUAGCUGCUACAUCCAUGGACCGCGCCUUCCCUAUCCCCAUCACUCUUGGAAACAAUAUAACAAUCCUGGGUGAAGGUUUAAACGCAUUCCCUGAAGUUGGAUUUACUAAUCUUUUAUUAUCAGAAGAAUUGAUGGAAACCGCAAUCGCACAAGGGCAAACUAAUGGGAAAAUCGUGAUUGUGUUUACUCCAAACAAUGAAGCGAUACAAAAGGCAGACCGUAUAUUGAGAGCUGGAUGUGGUGGCAUCAUUUAUUCACAAUCUGUAGUUGACCCUACGGUUUGCAGUGGUUUGGAUGUUCCUUGCGCCGUUGUAGAUUAUGAAUUUGGAACGGACAUUUUAUACUAUAUCCAGACCACCGAUGCGCCUAUGGUAAAGCUAGGCACUUCCAAGACUCUCGUUGGUCGGCCAGUUGCAUCUAGAGUAGCCCGUUUCUCUUGUAGAGGACCUAAUUCAGUUUCCCCAGCAAUUCUAAAGCCAGACAUUGCAGCACCGGGUGUUAACAUUCUUUCUGCUGUACUUGAUGGGUAUAAGUUCAUGUCGGGAACAUCAAUGUCAACUCCUGUUGUGUCAGGAAUCGUUGGGCUAAUCAGACAAACCCGCCCUGACUGGUCUCCUGCUGCAAUCCGAUCCGCUCUUGUCACAACAGCAUGGAGGACCGAUCCAUCAGGAGAGCCUAUAUUUUCAGAGGGAUCAACACGAAAACUUGCUGACCCGUUUGACUAUGGAGGAGGUCUGAUCAACCCAGGGAAAGUAACAGACCCUGGACUUGUUUACGACAUGGGUUUGGAUGACUAUGUUCAUUACUUGUGUUCCGCGGAUUACUCUGACAAUGAAAUUUCCCAACUAAUUGGCAAACCUAAUCAAUGCCCUUCGCCAAGGCCUUCUAUGCUCGACUUCAACAUGCCUUCGAUCACAAUCCCAAGUCUCACUGGAGAGGUCACCGUGACUAGAACAGUAACGAAUGUUGGACAGGCUGAUUCGGUUUACAAACCCGUUGUUGAGCCUCCGUUUGGAAUAGAGCUUGAGGUGAAUCCGAAGACUCUUGUGUUUGAUUCCAAUACAACGAAGAAUACAUUUAGUGUGAGAGUGAGAUCGAAUCAUAAAGUUAACGGGGACUUUUAUUUUGGGAGCUUGUGUUGGACCGACGGAGCUCACAACGUUACUAUUCCUGUUUCCAUCAGGACAAAGAUCUUGAGGAAUUACGUUUAA